Molecule: messenger RNA, 687 nt
Organism: Cladocopium goreaui
Lineage: Eukaryota; Dinophyceae; Suessiales; Symbiodiniaceae
Source: the annotation of a GenBank genome assembly
AUGUUGGAACAGGCUGGUCGUCAACUUGACAUCAAGAUCAGCUAUUGCAAGUGCCCAGUCCGUGUGGUGCAGGGCGCCAAAGUGAAAAAGAAGACCGUUGAUUGGCCAGUGAUCUAUUUUAGUCAAUGGCUUCGUUGCGCUCUGAAGCAUGGUGGGAAACUUGUGUUGUGUGGGCAUGAAGCUACAGCCACACACCUAUGGCAACAAGAGUUUCGUCAAUUCUGGGACCGCUACCAAAAAUAUGACCCUAGUCACCCCAUUUUUGACCUGGACCCUGAGAAGAGAAAGUUCUUCUUGCCGUUCACUGUGCAUGGCGAUGAAGGAAGGGGCAAAAACAAAAACCCAACACUCAUAGAGAAUUUCUGCCCAGUCAUCACCUACAAAGGCCCAAAGGUAACGAACUUAAGUGGGCAUACCUUUACCACGCGUUUCAUGUACACAGCUAUCGCCAGCACCUCUUACACACCAAGCAGCCUGGAUGAACUGCAUCGAGGCAUGGCGGAAGAUCUCAAUGAACUCUUCACCUCAGGUCUUUGGGUUGAGGCGGCUCAAACUACAAUCUAUGCAGCUUGCAUAGGUGGCAAGGGCGAUUGGCCCUAUAUUCGAAAAGCAUUUGGUUUGAUACCGGGCUACACCUCGAAAAGGUUGUGUCACCUCUGCCCAAGUGUUGUUCCUUGUAUGAGUUAA